Castor canadensis (American beaver) is the source of this 777-nucleotide messenger RNA. The record is from RefSeq and is a predicted model, not a curated record. NCBI's taxonomy places the organism in Eukaryota, Metazoa, Chordata, Mammalia, Rodentia, Castoridae.
AUGGUCAACUCCUGUUGUGGCUCCAUCUGCUCUAAGCAGGUCUGUGGCCAAGGCUGCUGCCAGCCCAGCUGCUGCCAGACCACCUGCUGCAGGACCACCUGCUGCCAACCCAGCUGCUGUGUGUCCAGCAGCUGCAGGCCCUGCUGCCAGUCUGUGUGGUGCUGCCAGCCCUUCUGCUGCCGCCCUAGCUGCUGUACCUCCUCCUGCUGUCGCCCAAUCUGCUGCCAGACCACCUGCUGCAGGAUCGCCUGCUGCCGCCCCAGCUGCUGUGUGUUCAGCUGCUGCGACCUCUGCUACCAGUCUGUUUGCUGCCAUCACUGCUGCCGCCCCACCUGCUGCAGUGGUUCUUGCUGCAGGAAAAAUUGCUGUUGUGGCUCCGUCUGCUCUGAGCAGGGCUGUGGCCAAGGCUGCUGCCAGCCCAGCUGCUGCCAGCCCACCUGCUGCAGGACCACCUGCUGCCGCCCCAGCUGCUGUGUGUCCAGCUGCUGCAGGCCCUGCUGCCAGUCUGUGUGCUGCCAGCCCUGCUGCCGCCCCAGCUGCUGCAUUUCUAGCUGCUGCAGGCCUUGCUGUUGCCAGCCCAGCUGCAGCCGCCCCAGCUGUUGUGUGUCCAGCUGCUGCCGGCCUUGCUGUCGCCCCAUCUGCUACCAGACCACCUGCUGCAGGACCAACUGCUGCCGCCCCAGCUGCUGUGUGUCCAGCUGCUGCCGCCCCUGCUACCAGUCUGUGUGCUGCCAGCCCUGCUGUCGCCGCCCCUGCUGCAGUGGUUCUUGCUGCUGA